AUGGGUGCCUUCGUACUCGGUGGUCUGAAUCCCGAGCUCUACAAACUUCAAGACGAGGAAGAGGAGUCCGAUUUCGCCGACGACCAUAUCGGCCGGAUAUGGUUCGCUGUGGAGUACGAGCUCGAAUCCGAACGCCUUGUCGUUUCUCUCAUUAAGUCCAAAAACUUACCCAGCAGGACACUAGGCAGUGCCAACCAGUGCGAUCCGCUGGUGAAAGUCUUUCUGCUUCCGGAGGAAAGACGUCACCUCCAGUCAAAGGUCAAACGGAAAACUUGCAACCCCAAGUUCGACGAAAGCUUCGUCUUCCAGGUUACGUUCAAAGCGUUGCAGCAGCGCACCCUUCGUCUCUCCGUUUAUGACGUAGAUCGCUCCAAGAAGCACAGGCUGAUCGGCCACUGUACCUACCCUCUCAAAGACAUGGACUAUGAGGCUCAUCAGAAAGUUGUCAUGUGGCUGGAUCUGGAGAAGGAGGUCAAUGAGCAACCUGCAUCUUCGGAGACGGGCGAUAUCCACUUCUCAUUAAACUACAACAACACAAACGAGCGACUAACUGUAGUUAUUGCUGAAGGAAGAGGUUUCAAAAUGCUCGAUGCCUUUCAACAUGUCGAUAGCUAUGUCAAAGUAAGUAUGAUGAACAUUGGAAAAGUGGUCAAAGCCAAAAAGACGGAGGUCGUCAAGAAGAAUCCCUCACCAACCUUUAACGAGUCAUUUCAUUUUAAGCUUCCACCAGAUGGCCUCGACAUGUACAGUAUCUUAGUGGCCGUUAUGCAGCACGCGCCUGGGGUCAAAGGUGACAAGCAGAUCGGCAGAGUGGUCGUCGGUCCUUUCAUGUACGCUCGGGGAAAAGAAUUGGAGCAUUGGAAUGACAUGGUCAGUCAUCCCAAAGAGUCCAUUUCACAGUGGCACUCCUUGACGUGAAUAUUAGAACUUUACUUUUUACCAAACCCUUUAGGUACAGCGACGGAGCAGGCCCCGUGUAUGACCAUCUCUGUGUACGACCGACCGCGUAAGAUAGAGCAAGGAGUUCCAGGUGAAAAGAGUGAAUAUGGAUGAUAGAGAGAGGGAGGAGUGAAAGAGAGUGAGAAAAUUAAUUUUGUUAAAGAGCAAAAGGUUGUGAUUGAGAGCAGAGACGUGGAAUACAAGAGUGUAUGAAAGUGACUGACAUUUGAAGUUUCCAGUUGUUUCUGGAUACGAAUGGAUACUUUUGGGGAACAACUGGCUGUAUGCUUUUGGUGACGCAUUACUCGCUCUUCGGCCUACCCUGUGGACACAAAUUGUAGGACGCACCUCCAGAGGACCCAACGUAACGUCGGAAACGUUGAUUCCAGAACCUGAACCAGUCUCCUGCCCAAUUCUCUAUCCCAUCUUAAAUAGCAUAUGAAUGUUAACAUGUUGGAUGAUUGUGAAUAAAGUGGGAUUGAAAUGCCGUACCUUUUGAAACCAUCAACCAAGACAACACUGUGACGUGUAUCUUGACAUUAUUUACAAAAGCGUCAUACUCGUUGAGCUCCUCUACCGUACCAUGAACUUGUAAUUUCAAUGCCUGUACCAACAUGACCAAUUAUUCAGGACGAAGUCACCUAUUUCAUCGACAACGAAAGCGCCAACUGAAAGUAAUCAUAACG
Lytechinus pictus (painted urchin) is the source of this 1625-nucleotide messenger RNA. RefSeq names its product synaptotagmin-15-like. The record is from RefSeq and is a predicted model, not a curated record. Gene Ontology annotation, biological process: cellular response to calcium ion; regulation of dopamine secretion; synaptic vesicle endocytosis. Gene Ontology annotation, molecular function: calcium-dependent phospholipid binding; syntaxin binding; phosphatidylserine binding. The transcript is spliced from 7 exons. NCBI's taxonomy places the organism in Eukaryota, Metazoa, Echinodermata, Echinoidea, Temnopleuroida, Toxopneustidae. Gene Ontology annotation, cellular component: exocytic vesicle; plasma membrane. The coding region runs from base 1 to 918 and encodes 305 amino acids.